Messenger RNA from Photinus pyralis (common eastern firefly), 2905 nucleotides. Its product is annotated as farnesyl pyrophosphate synthase-like. Bases 1219 to 2382 code for a protein of 387 amino acids. Gene Ontology annotation, molecular function: (2E,6E)-farnesyl diphosphate synthase activity; dimethylallyltranstransferase activity. The transcript is spliced from 4 exons. Gene Ontology annotation, cellular component: cytoplasm. The record is from RefSeq and is a predicted model, not a curated record. Gene Ontology annotation, biological process: trans, trans-farnesyl diphosphate biosynthetic process. NCBI's taxonomy places the organism in Eukaryota, Metazoa, Arthropoda, Insecta, Coleoptera, Lampyridae.
GAAAUGCGCUUUAUGUAAAUCGUUUACGAUUACUUUUUAACUUGUUCUCAUUACGUGUGUUUUUUUAGGUCUUGUACCUUCACUCAAAGCUCAACCCUCAACUUUGCUCAUAAUUUUCUGUUAAGUUCCUAUCGUUAUUGCUUUUGGGUUAUUCUUUACGCUUACUUAUCUGGGUAUUACUACUACGCACGCAGUAGAUGGAUGAUAUUGCACUUGUGAAAUGACCGAGCCGAUACCUAAAAGUUUUACUGCGAAGUAUCGGUCCAUAUGAUCUUGUUUAUGUUUUGAAUUGAUUAUGUUAAUAGACAUUUCGUUAUUUGUGCAUCGUAAAGUACUUUCUUGAAUUUAACAUAAAGUUGGUGCUGUUAUACACAAUUGUAAGGAUAACCCGCGGUUGCUCGAAAUUUUGCUUUUGGCUUUUACUAAUGUAAAGUAUUCGAAGUAAUAUACGAUUUCCUCCGUGUCAAACGUUAGCAUUGCUAUUUCGCAAUAUUUUAUGUGCAGCGCGAUUCGUUAUUUGUGUUGUGAUCCGUUACAGACUUGCAGAACGCGCCCUUCCGAAUUCAGAUGGCCGCUACCAUCAGAAUUCCAAGAUUUAUUUCGGCGACUCCUCGAUUUAACGUUUGAUUACAUACUGGUUUUCGAUAAAAUCGAAUUGCAAUUAUUACAGUUGCUUGAUAUUCAGGUAACGAUUAUAGCUACGUUGUUUUCUUCAGAAGCCUGUUUUGAUCUUAGUAUUUUUUUCUGACUACGUGUUGAUCCCCUUUUACUAAGAAUCAAUUUAAAUUCAAGCAUUGACAUAACAGAUUACAGUGAUCUAUUUGUAAUAUUCUUGAUUCGAUUGUGACGUCGAUUAUUGUUUAUGUCUGUCUGAUGUCUGUUUGAUAUUAUUCUCGAAUUCUGCACCUUCCUAUCCUAGUGUUAUUUGUUUUUCUAAACCGGUUAUCGUUAUCUUGCACGUCGACCUUUUGUUAUUCGCCUCGUUAAGUUGUUUUGCCAUAGUUUCUAUAACCGUCUUAUGGUUCAGGUUAAUGUGAUAUUUGACCUUGGAUCGAUGUGUUUCACCAUUGCCGCUUUCCCGUACUUUUCCACAAUUAACUCUCGUGUAGUUUACCAAAAUUUGAACGAAUUGAUAUGCCCUGGAGAAAGCUACUUACAUCGUGUUAAUACUUCUGAGAUUUGGUUUCUUUGGAUUCUGUGCAUAGCUGUUUUUGAGAAAUGAAUCCCGCGAUAAGAGCACUUAGACGUCUUUACAGUCAACAAACGGCCUUAACGAUGUCACGUGCAGGACGGUUGUACAACAAAACGAAUUUGGCUGAGUCUUCAGAUGAGUUUCCAAAAAAUGAUUCUCUGAAACUGAUGAUGUACCACUAUCCAUUUAGCAUCAGAGAUUCAAUACCCAGACACGACAGCGAAGUUACAGAUGUAGUUAAGCGGUUUGAUCAAUUCUGCUACUACGCGGGGCCUGAAAGGGAACUCUACGUGGGGACAAUAGUGCUAGAUUGCUACCAAGUUAUCGAGUCGGCCGACAAUCUGACGGUCAAAAAUUUGCGAUUGGCGAGUAUUUUAGCUUGGGUCUUUGAAAAUAUAACAACAGGCUGCAUAGUGGGUGAUGAUCUCCUGGACGGUCACGGGGUACGUUGGAAUAAACCAUGUUGGCACAAAACACUGCCUGCAAACCAAACCUCAUUCUUAGACAUUAAAAAAAUCCAAACAGGCGCCAAGCUGCUACUUUGCAAAUACUUCAGAAAUCAUCCAAAUUUUCCCCAACUUCUGAAUCUUAUUUGCGAGUUUGUGCAUUGCAUCCAUCUCGGCCAGACUGUAGAUUUCAACCUGUCGGAAGCGUUUAGAAAGACACGCGACGGUGACUUACUCAAAAUGGAGAAUUACAAAACUUUAGUGAUGUACAAAACAGGAUUUCCGUUAUACGUAGCGGCCCCACUCGGCGCGAUGUACCUCGCCAAUUUUGACACACAUCGAUAUUUCCCCUCAAAGCACAUUUUUGAGAAACUCUACAUCUAUAGACAGGCUCAGAACGACAUGUGGGACUGUUUCUGCGCUCACAAGGAUGUCGGGAAGACUCCCUCCGAUGUCGUUAACGGUAAAACGACUUGGAUUUCCGGCACCGUCCUGUUGGAGGCAAACAGAAGACAGCUGAAGAAGUUCCUCGAAAAUUACGGUCGCGAAGACAUUGAAAGCCAACGCAUCGUGUUUGAGAUUUUUGACGAGUUGGACAUCGUAGGACUGUUCCGCAAGUUCAGGCGCGAUUUGAUGUGGGAAUGCGACGAACACGCGUCGUCGGUAGCGCAUCCUGCCGUAGCAAAGAUGAUCCACGUCCUUGUUGAGAAGUACGUCAAUGUUUACGAAGAUUACGAGCUGUGAUCGAGUGUCAUUUUCACAAAACUUGUGUAAGCGCAAGUCGAAAACAUAUAAUACAAACAAAUAGUAAUGAUUCAUCAACUGUGACCCUAUUAUCCAUGGGUCAUGAAACAAUAAAAUUAAAAUGUGGCUCAUUACAAGAGAAGCAAGCCAAGGGAGAUAACUAAUCCCUCCAGUUCAGUGUAAUAUAAAUUACGUCAGACCACAGGAACGUUUAUGUUAUGAGUAUAAAGGCUAAUCGCAUAUUAUGUCUAAUUACAUUAAUUAAUCUUAAUUGAAUAGAAUUUACCUUGUAGUGUAGUAUUCCGAAUUUUUUUUCGAGUUGGACAUCGUGGAACUGUUCCGUAAGUUCAGGCGCGACGAGCACGCGUCGGCGAUAGCGCAUCCUACCGUAGCAAAAAUUAUCCACGCCCUUGUUGAAAAUUACGAGCUGUGACCAAGUGUCAUUAUCACAAAACUUAUGUUAACACAAGUCGAAGAAAUAAUUGAUAAUACAAAAUACGUAUGUGUCGUUGCUAAAUGUGAA